AUGCAUUGCCUGAAAAGUCUGCGGACAGCCAACCCAGGAAUUCUCCAAGUGCUUAAAAAUGCAGCGGCCUCUGCCAGAGCUGGAGCUGACAGCACUGUCUUAUCCCGAACACAGCAACCUGUUCAACUCCCCUACUGGGGCGCAGCAUCACCGCACAUCCAUAGAUCCUUUCAUCACGACUCUGGCUCUGAUGUGGACCAAGGACGCUACAAAAAUAGGUUGAUUUCUGGGCUGGAGGACCUACUUUUCUACACCAUCACUGAAGGCAAAGAGAUGAUCCCUCUCUCCCAGUUCAUCUCUGCUUUGAAAAAAACAGGUUUGUUGAUGUCUGAUCCCCGGCUGCACGAUUGUUUCCGUCAGAUGCGUAAAUCAACACGUGACUCCUCCGGGGUGGUCAUGGUGGACCAGAAGCUCUUCAGAAGGUGUGUGGGCAACAAUGUCAUUUUGCUGACUCAGGCCUUCAGGAAAAAGUUCAUCAUCCCAGACUUUGAAGAGUUUAUCCUGCACAUCGACAGGAUAUAUGAUCUCGCACAACGAGAGGAAGGAGGACAAGUAGCGGAUUACAUUCCUCAGCUGGCUAAGUUCAGUCCUGAUCUUUGGGGUGUAUCUCUGUGCACAAUCGAUGGACAGAGACACUCUGUGGGCGACACCAAGGUUCCUUUCUGUCUGCAGUCAUGUGUGAAGCCCCUGGGGUAUGCCAUGGCUGUGCACGAGCUGGGCACCGAGCGAGUGCACCAGUUUGUCGGCAAAGAGCCCAGUGGACUCAGGUUCAACAAGCUGUCACUUGAUGAGGAGGAUAAACCACACAACCCCAUGGUGAAUGCUGGAGCCAUAGUCAUCAGUUCUUUAAUAAAGCCUGUUUCAAACAAGGCCGAGAGAUUUGACUAUGUAAUGGACUUCUUGAAGAGCAUGGCUGGCAAUGAGUAUUUGGGCUUCAGCAAUGCAACCUUCCAGUCAGAGAAGGAGACCGGUGAUCGGAAUUAUGCGAUUGGUUAUUAUCUCAAAGAGAAGAAAUGCUUUCCCAGUAACUCAGAUAUGAUUGCGGCCCUCGACUUCUACUUUCAGUUGUGUUCCAUCGAAGUGACCUGCGAGUCAGGAAGUGUCAUUGCUGCCACCCUGGCCAACGGGGGCAUCUGUCCAAUCACAGGCGAGCGUGUGCUGAGUGCUGAGGCGGUGCGCAACACCCUGAGCCUCAUGCACUCCUGUGGGAUGUACGACUUCUCGGGACAGUUCGCCUUCCACGUGGGCCUGCCUGCCAAAUCAGGCGUUUCAGGAGCUGUGCUGUUGGUGGUCCCCAAUGUGAUGGGGAUGAUGUGCUGGUCCCCACCGUUGGACCGGACAGGAAACAGUGUUCGUGGAAUUCACUUUUGUCAGAACCUGGUGUCCAACUUCAACUUUCACAACUACGACAACCUGAGGCACUUCACUAAGAAGAAUGACCCCAGAAGAGUAUAUGACGACCUAAACAAGUCAGUGGUGAACCUGAUGUUUGCAGCCUACAGCGGCGACGUCGGUGCUCUGAGGAGGUUUGCCCUUUCAGCUGUGAACAUGGAGCAGAGAGACUAUGACUCUCGCACGGCACUCCACAUUGCUGCCGCCGAAGGCCAUGUGGAAGCUGUCAUCUUCCUUACAGAAGUGUGUAAAGUGAAUCCCAAUGUGAAAGACAGAUGGGGUAACACCCCCCUCGAUGAUGCCAUGCAGUUUAGCCACAGCGCUGUGGUGUCGGUCCUGGAGGAGUACCAGCGUGUGUACUCUGACAUCGAUUCACAAUCGGACACAGAGGAGCAGAAGGCCACAAUGGAAACACUGAAGAGUGUUGUUUGA
Molecule: messenger RNA, 1824 nt
Organism: Myripristis murdjan (pinecone soldierfish)
Lineage: Eukaryota; Metazoa; Chordata; Actinopteri; Holocentriformes; Holocentridae
Gene: gls2a
Product: glutaminase 2a (liver, mitochondrial)
Exons: 18
Coding region: 1-1824 (607 amino acids)
Biological process (GO): L-glutamine catabolic process
Molecular function (GO): glutaminase activity; protein binding
Source: RefSeq, a predicted model, not a curated record